Molecule: messenger RNA, 1821 nt
Organism: Penicillium macrosclerotiorum
Lineage: Eukaryota; Fungi; Ascomycota; Eurotiomycetes; Eurotiales; Aspergillaceae
Product: RNA-binding protein VTS1
Exons: 3
Coding region: 1-1821 (606 amino acids)
Biological process (GO): regulation of mRNA stability; nuclear-transcribed mRNA poly(A) tail shortening
Cellular component (GO): P-body
Molecular function (GO): translation repressor activity; mRNA binding; protein binding
Source: RefSeq, a predicted model, not a curated record
AUGGCCAGCCACAUCAUCGGAAACCGCAACAGCACUCCGGAGGCAGCUCCGAAUUCCACCUUGCGCCCUCCUUCGUCUGCCCGCAACCUCGGAUCACACCAGCUGCGAGCCUCAGCCGACAUGUCGGGGUUUCCCUCGCCACUAUCCUCCCGCAGCAUGCGUCCGUCCUCGGAGGUUUUUUUCAACCAUCAAGCCCAGGGACAGAACACAACGGAGGAUGCUCUGGAUCGCGCCGCUCAGCAAUGGCUGGCAGACAUUGAUCAGUACGAGACAACUCUGGAAGAGAUGGCAGCCGCCACUCUUGAUCAGGACUUCAAGGAUGAACUCAGUGCCAUCGAGCAGUGGUUUCGAGUUCUGAGUGAAGCGGAGCGGACGGCUGCAUUGUAUGCACUGUUGCAGCAGACCACUCAGGUACAGAUCCGAUUCUUCAUCCAAGUGCUGCAGCAGAUGUCUCAGAGCCAUCCAAUGUCCGGGCUUCUUUCGCCAGCAAAUUUUGGGGAAAAAGAUGCCAUGUCUAGCCGCUUGAGCGAUGCAAUGUCGAAAGUCAACUUGGACACCUCCCGGAGCUCGUUGGGCCGGCCCCCACCAUCACCCGGUGCGAAGCGCAACUCGGGACUCGAUUCCUCUACAAUUAAUGCGAUGUUCCCCGAUGCUGCGGCUGCGAUUGCAAAGAAGAAGGCAGAGUUCACUCAGCAGACUGGCAACGCCCCUCCAUCAAACCGGAACAGCGCGGUCUUUGGAGAUCGUACCUCAUUUGUUGCACCAACCAUCUCCGGCCCCGACAACUCCGACAACCUGGGCAAUCCCCCGGCAUCACCAUGGGCUCGCGGCGGUCUUUCAGAUGCCCAGCCUCCAAUUGCCCGUCCAAAGUCUUCGUCGGGUCAUCAACCCAUGGGUCAAUUUAGCCAAACUUCGGGCAUGCGUUCGCCUCUUCCCCAGACGGCCACAAUUCCUGCCCCGGACGUCGAACCUCCACUGCUCUCUCCGUACAACUUGGGUAACCACAGCUGGGCCUCGAUGACCAACACCCCAAUGACUGCCACCUUCGGUCAGCAGCAAAACAAUGGACAGAAUUCGCAGGCCGACAUGGUUGCCAAUGCGACCGCGAUGAAGCUGGCAGCUCUGUCCACUGUUAACAACCGUAUUGCUCUAGAUGACGCGCGCAAAUAUCGUCGUGCUCGUUCCAACGAUGGCCAAGGGAAGAACUCGAGUGCCAACCCUACCCUUUCUCAAGGACUGGCAAGCCCAGGCCUGCACGGGUCUAUGGCCAGUCAACUCCUCAAUGCCCAGCAGCUGGCCGCGUUGCAGGCCCAGCAGCAGGCUGCCAUGGCGGGCCGGCGCUCCCGUCCGACCUCUCCCGGCAUUGCCAUGCAGGGUGGUGGACUCGGUGCGAUGGGCUUUACCUCGCCGCAAAACAAUGGUUUCUUAGCCGCCUAUGAUCCGAACAACCCGCUAAUGGGCAACGGACUAGGCUCACUGGGCAUUGGGCAGUUUGGACUGGGUAGCGAAGGCUACCUGUCCGACCACUCAGAGGUUACCCGUGGUCGCUCCCCACGUGGUCGCCGCGGCAGCUCAAAGCCUCCGGAAGACCCCACUGACCCGGCCCUUCUGAAGGAUAUCCCCAGCUGGCUGCGAUCCCUUCGGCUGCACAAGUACACCGACAAUCUAAAAGAUCUCCAGUGGACAGAGUUGGUUGAACUGGAUGACAAGGCCCUGGAGGAUCGUGGUGUCAACGCACUGGGUGCGCGCAACAAGAUGCUCAAGGUCUUUGAACAAGUCCGGGAAGCCCGUGCAGACGGCAAACUUGAGAAUGUUGCAUGA